Cryptococcus deneoformans JEC21 is the source of this 1302-nucleotide messenger RNA. RefSeq names its product oxidoreductase, putative. Lineage: Eukaryota; Fungi; Basidiomycota; Tremellomycetes; Tremellales; Cryptococcaceae. The coding region runs from base 60 to 1067 and encodes 335 amino acids. Gene Ontology annotation, molecular function: 3-dehydrosphinganine reductase activity. Gene Ontology annotation, biological process: sphingolipid biosynthetic process. Gene Ontology annotation, cellular component: endoplasmic reticulum membrane. The transcript has 4 exons. The record is from RefSeq and is a predicted model, not a curated record.
AACGACCUUCGUUAUCCCCCCUUUCCGUUUCAAACCACCCAUAUAUAAGGCAACAAGGAAUGCCCACCCCUUUGGCGCUCCUCUUAUCGGCAAUCUUAAUAAUAGGCACCUACUUCGCGAUGCCCUUUUGGCCAUUCCGGAAAUCGAACUACGACCCUCGAGGGAAACACUGUUACAUCACAGGCGGCUCGUCGGGGUUGGGCAAGGCUCUUGCGGAGCGGCUGGUGAAGCAAGGAGCGCAUGUCACGAUUGUCGGGAGAGAUAGUAAAAAGGCGGAAGGUGUGGUUGAGGAACUCAAAGCAAUCGCAGCACCGGGCCAGAUCAUCCAGUGCAUCGCCGCAGACCUCACGUCCCCUAUCGCCUCUACUAACGCUAUCCACGCUGCGUGCAAGCCACACGCAGACCAAGCGCCUGACUAUGUCUACCUCUGUGCUGGAUUCUCUCGGCCGAAACUGUUCGUUGAAACGACAAAGCAAGAGUUGAAAGAUGGACUUGAUGGUGUGUACUGGGUAUCGGCUUAUACCGCUCACGAGGCAUGCCAAAUGAUGAGCAAACAACGCCGUACUGGCAAAAUCAUCUUUGUCGCCAGUUUCCUCUCCUACGUCUCUUUUGCCGGAUACUCAUCCUACUCUCCUGCCAAAUACGCUCUUCGCGGCCUUUCAGAUGCUCUGCGCUCAGAAAUGUUGCUGCACAAUAUUGAUAUCCACAUCUUCUUACCGUGUGGUAUCAGCGGCCCUGGAUUCGAUGCGGAAAAUAGGACAAAGCCAGCUGUGACAAAGAAGAUUGAAGAAGGGGAUACGCCUAUCACUCCGGACGUCUGUGCGGCGGCUUUGGAAAGUGGCUUGAAGAAGGGCUACUACCAAAUCACAGACAACCUGGUCACCGAACCUAUCCGCUUACGUUCCAACGGUGGUGUGCCGACCAAUAAUUUUUUACUCGACACACUCUGGCUUAUCGUUAGCUCCGUCGGUGUACCCAUCUGGCGAAUGACAGCCGACUCUGCCGUGAGAUCUUUUAGGGCCAAAGUGGAGAAAGAGCUUGAGGCGAAGGGGUAUUAUGUGUCGUAAUAGAACGCAUUUUACUGGCUCUCAUUGCUGGAUUUUGAGAUGGUUUUGCUUUACGAUGAAGUGCCAAAAGGGGUAAAGCCAUGGAGUUUGAACAGCAACCGUAGCGGUCUAACUUCUUAACUUCUUAAGCGAAACGGGGUUGCAGAGAUCGUGCAUGGAUGUACUGUAAGUUGUCCAGAGCGUCUCAACGCAGUCGCAAGUAUCAUUGUUCUACAUCAUGUAAGAUCAAGAAGUA